GCACAGGACCCGGAAGACGUGUGUUCGCUGUCAAUGCCAACGACGGAGAGGAGACACCGAGAGCCGAACGCCCGCAUUUAAGACAAGAUGACAGGUCUGCCCCGCAGGAUCACCAAGGAAACUCAGCGCUUGCUCACAGAGCCUGUCCCAGGCAUCAGGGCAGAGCCAGAUGAGAGCAACUGCCGCUACUUCCAUGUGGUCAUUGCCGGACCCCAGGAUUCACCAUUUGAGGGUGGCACGUUUAAACUUGAACUCUUUUUACCAGAGGAAUAUCCCAUGGCUGCUCCUAAAGUACGCUUCAUGACCAAAAUAUAUCAUCCCAAUGUCGACAAGUUGGGAAGAAUAUGUCUUGACAUUUUGAAAGAUAAAUGGUCACCAGCUCUGCAGAUUCGCACAGUGCUGCUUUCGAUCCAGGCGCUUCUAAGUGCUCCGAACCCUGAUGAUCCUCUUGCAAAUGAUGUUGCAGAGAGGUGGAAGGCCGACGAAGCUGAAGCCAUAGAAAUAGCCAGGACUUGGACCAGGCUUUACGCUGGAAGCAGGAAUGAAGUGUAGAGCAGCCUGACAAGAGGAGACACAAGUGGAAGUCAAGUGUGAACACAACUCUUCAUGUUCUGCCAGGACCUCUUCCUACAUCAUUUGCAUUUAAAGGACACAGUCUUACAUGAAUAAAUAUCGAAAUAAAUAUCUCUAAUAUAAAUACACACACACAUACGCGUUUAUUAUUGAAUACUCAUGAAUAUAACGUAAAGGAAAAAAAAACUGCUGACAACUGGUGAUUUGAAUGCACACUAGAGAUGAAAUGGCUUGUCUUUGCCCUAACCCACUACUGUUGAAAUGCAUGGGCAGAGGUUUUAGAUCUUCUCACCUGGCUUUCUUCGUCCAUUGAUUUUUUUUCGGGAGGAUUUUACCAACCGUGCUCAAACAUGCACGUUAAGGGGGGAAGAGGGUAUUCUGUGUCGGGGAUGGCGUGAGAUGGGUGGAGAGGAGAGACUGGCUAGAUUUGGUCAAUACGGUAUACAUUUUAUGUUUGUCUACUUUUUUUUUUUUUUAAAGGAUCUUUGUUUUAUUGUGCUGCUGUUUGUUUAUUAAAAGCAGCUAACCGCUACUAACCCGCUGUAGACACUCACCUGGAGUCCGAGCAGAGUUUCGUCCUGUGAAGGUGAUGCAGCAGGACACAUAGGUAAUUAUAAUCAUACGUCUUCUUUAAGUCACAUCUGGCUUUAUUAAGUUAAAAAUAAAAUGACUUAAAAAAAUAUACUCAGCCUGCCACAUUAACUUUCAACCACUCUGUAGACCUGGAUGUAAGCUUGGGGAAGGUGAGAUUGAAUGCGGAGGGUGCGGUGGACAUUGAGAACCUUUUAGUUUUAGCACAUAGUGUAUGUUUUACUACCAUAUCCAGCCUUUUAUUUGUGAAUCUUUCUAAUGCCAUACUAACUCCUCCGCUUGUUUCCCCUGUGUGUUUCACCUCAGUCUAAUUCUUCAAGACUUUGGUCUACUUUUUCCAAUGGCAUUUAUUUCACAAAGCAGGGAUUACACGUGAGCUGUCAUUUGUUUGAUAAUUUGAGUGGGUGUUGCGGGGCUGACCUGUUUGGGACAUAAUGCUUAGUAGUUGCGGGAUCAAACUCCAAAUGAUCGGGGGAGGGCCGUUGGGACUCGUGAUGGUCGUAGUUGGUCUUUGGCUGAAAAGUCUGUAUUCAAUUCACUGUCUAUAAAUUCAUUCUCUCUAUUCAUCUGGAGUGGAAAUGUCUUCCUGCUCCCAGGAUGCUAUGGAACAGUUCACCUGCAUACUUUUAUGUUCUGUAAAUAAAAUCUAUUGAUUAAUAAACA
Messenger RNA from Hippoglossus stenolepis (Pacific halibut), 1827 nucleotides. RefSeq names its product ubiquitin-conjugating enzyme E2Na (gene ube2na). Lineage: Eukaryota; Metazoa; Chordata; Actinopteri; Pleuronectiformes; Pleuronectidae. The transcript is spliced from 4 exons. Bases 88 to 552 code for a protein of 154 amino acids. The record is from RefSeq and is a predicted model, not a curated record.